AUGGUUGAAUGUUUGGUGAGGCCAUUGACCAUAACUAAGUUCCAAUAUCUUUGGAAUUGUCUGGGUUCUUUGAAGCUCUUAAGGCUUUUCUAUUGUAACAUGAAGUUGGUGAGUUGUUGUGGGAACAACUUGCUCGGUAACAAGCAUCAGAUCAGAGAUCAAGUAAUGAAACGUGGUAAUCUGGGACUGAAGGUUGUCAAAUACUGGGCUGAAAAAGGUGUCUCUGGGUUCAUAGUUUAUAAGUUUCGACUAAAGCGGCUGGAUGGACAGCCGCCAUUGAUGACUAAUCAAUCUGAUCCAGCGCACCUGCAUGGUGAUCUUAAGUUGGAGAAUGAAGACAGAGUGCCUCUUUUUGAGUUUUCUGUGAAGUGUCCAGAAAUGUAUUGGAGCUUUAGAAAACUCUUAAUAGUGACAGAGUUUAUGUUAUAUGACAUUGCCCAUCCAAGAAAAAACGCUUCAUCUCAAGAUGCUUCUAGCUCUUCCCCUGAUGCUGUUAAUGCACAGUUUAAUUCUGGUGAAAUUUCAUCCUCGACUAAGCAGUCUCAUUCCUCAAAAGUCCCGGUCAAGAAGAGAGAGUGCCUGAAAUUUAAAGGUCGUGAUAGAGCCGAUGAUGAGCCACUUCAGAAUAGAAAGGCUGCAAUAUCUGAUUGUCCCUUCACCAUUUCUAGACCAAUAAAGGGGAGGUGGAGGAUGCGACUGUGGUGGUUGGGACGUGGCAUGCCCUCUCAGUACAAUAGAAACAUUCAGAUUGCUGGAGACCAUAUCCUCAUCGACAGUCAGCAUCCAUUGGAACUCUUUUUUCAGGGGAAAAUUGAUAAUAUACCAGCCUUGACAAUAAGGGUAAUUGAUGAUAGACAGUAUGCAGUUGAUUUCCAUGCAAAGUUAUCCUCAUUACAAGCAUUCUCCAUUUGUGUUGCGAUUUUGCAUACUGCAGAAGCCUUUAUUGUUGUUGGGCAGGAACCGAACAAGCAAAUGUUGCAGUGUGAUUCCCUGAGUGUAUUUUCUGAUGAAGAAAUGAAGAAUUUGAUUGAUUCAGGAACAGAGGAGUCGAAAUCUAAAGUUCGCAAGAAGGUGGAAAAAGUUUUGCCAUCUUUAGUACUCAAUCCACCCUUCCCUCCAAUAGCUCGAGUAUAG
This is a messenger RNA of Fraxinus pennsylvanica, 1134 nucleotides long. The record is from the annotation of a GenBank genome assembly. Lineage: Eukaryota; Viridiplantae; Streptophyta; Magnoliopsida; Lamiales; Oleaceae.